CCUCCUCCUUCGGGGAAGGGGGCAGCCCGUUUGCCCGGCCAGCUGCACGCCUUGGACGAGAAAGGAGGAGAAGGAGGAGAAGAAGGAGGAGGAGGAGGAGGAGGAGGAGAGAGAAAAAAGGAGGAGGGAAGAAAAGGGACAGCCGGCCCUGAGCCUCCCUGCUGCCGGCUCCUGGCCGUGGGAAUCCUCCGCUCCGCCGUGGGAACGGACCCCAACCCCGGCAAAAGCAUCCGGAGCUCCCCUAGCCCCCACUGAACCCCUCCAGUGAACUGCCUGGGCCAUCUUGGUGAGAGACAGAACUGGGAAAAAAAAAUAAAGAAGGUCAACAAUGCAGAUCUUAGCCUGGUUCAAUUUGCUGCUUCUCCUCCCUUGUUUUGGUACCACCAAAACCUGCUUCCCUGGCUGCCACUGUGAAGUGGAAAGUUUUGGUCUCUUUGACAGCUUUAGCUUGACCAAAGUGGACUGCAGUGGAAUAGGCUCCCACAUUGUUCCUGUCCCAAUCCCUCUGGAUACAUCUUACUUGGAUCUCUCAUCCAACAAACUGGAAACAAUCAAUGAAUCAAUGCUCACUGGCCCUGGUUACACCACUUUAGUCAGCCUUGACCUGAGCUACAAUAAAAUUGCCAAGAUUUCCUCCACAACUUUUUCCAGGCUUCGGUAUCUGGAGUCUUUGGAUCUGAGUCAUAACUCUUUGGAAGUCCUUCCCGAGGAUUGUUUCUCCAGUUCUCCUCUGAGUGACAUAGAUUUGAGCAAUAACAAGCUUUUGGAGAUAGGAAUGGAUGUUUUUGCUUCAAAAGGCCAAGGCAAACCCUUGAAUGUGGAUCUAUCCAACAAUAUGCUUGGCACAAUUACGAGGCACCGUGAAAAGAGCAUCCCCAACAUCCAGAACUUAAAUCUUUCUGGAAACAGGCUGACAGCUGUGCCAAACCUUCAGGGCAUUCCUCUCCGAUAUUUAAAUCUUGAUGGGAACCCUCUAGUCAAGAUUAAAAAAGGAGACUUCACAGGGUUGAAAGAUUUGAUUCAUUUAUCCCUCAGUGGCUUGCAUGGUUUUGGAGAGUUAUCUCCUUAUAGCUUCAAGGAACUGCCAGCUCUCCAAGUUCUGGAUUUAUCCAACAAUCCUGGCCUGAAAUCUCUGACUGCUGAAGUUAUCUUUGGUCUGAACUCCCUACAAGAGCUCAACCUCUCUGGGACAGCUGUGGCAACCUUGCCAAAGACUGUGCUGAAAUACCUGCCUUCCAUCAAAAGCAUCACUUUGGGGAAGAACAUCCAGUGUUUUAAGACCAUCAAAGAAGGACAGUACCACCGACAAAUUGGGCUGACCAAAAAAGAGGUCCUCAGUUGCCACGACAGCCAUGGGACUGUAGCAGCAGCACCUUAUGUUUCAUGAUGAAAACUGGGGAAAAAGGGGUGGGAAGGGAAUGGUUGGGUGGGGGCCAUGGGGUUUGUACAGGUGUCGGACUGAGCUGGCUUGCAGUGUGCCUUUUGUAAAACUGUUGAUAAUUUAUAUAUUUGUAUACGCCAAUACUUGAUUGUCUGUGGAUUUUAUAAACUUCCCAAAUCCUCACCCAGAUGGUCUGCAGGUUUCAGAUUUUGCCUGGUGCAUUGAGGUCCUGCACGCAGCCCAGUACCUCAACAAUGGGGGAUGCUACUGGGGGAUGCUACUGGGACCAAUGGGACCAAACUGCUCUGCAGGUCCCAGGGCAGAACAACCAGUCUGGAGCCAACAUUUAGUGACCCAGACACAGCUGCAGAAGCAAAGCUCCAUCUGUCCAGAGCACACACCAAAAGGUACCAACUCAGUAGCUUCUUGCUUACAAGCUCGUGCAUCGUCCUUUUUUUUUUUUUUUUUUAAUUAUUAUUCCCCACAAAGUGCCUUCUGGAUGUUGCCUUCAUUAGCAGCACCCUGCUCCCUGUCAUGCACUUUCAGUCUUGAAGAAACAUUUCCAGACAAACCUGAAUACAGGGUGCUCCUAAUGUGCUGGUUUUUACAUGUUAUUUGCAUAGGUGUGCAACGAGCAUUGAGUAAGUCGAGAACUUUUCCCACAAUUUUCUCUCUCUUUUCCCAUCCUGAUCCUUUUCAUGUUAAAUUACUUCAGGUCCAAACUUGGCAGCCUCCUUCCUUCUUAACCUUAGCAAGUUAUUGCUCAGAGAUGAUGUGCAGCAGGGCAAGGGAAGCAGGGAUCUGCCAACAGCCACGUCCCACCCAGGAUCCAACCUCCAAUGAAGGAAAUUAUCUGAGCUGCA
Molecule: messenger RNA, 2244 nt
Organism: Calypte anna (Anna's hummingbird)
Lineage: Eukaryota; Metazoa; Chordata; Aves; Apodiformes; Trochilidae
Gene: TSKU
Product: tsukushi, small leucine rich proteoglycan
Exons: 3
Coding region: 329-1387 (352 amino acids)
Molecular function (GO): protein binding
Source: RefSeq, a predicted model, not a curated record